This is a messenger RNA of Botrytis sinoallii, 564 nucleotides long. RefSeq lists its product as uncharacterized. The transcript is spliced from 3 exons. The record is from RefSeq and is a predicted model, not a curated record. Bases 1 to 564 code for a protein of 187 amino acids. Lineage: Eukaryota; Fungi; Ascomycota; Leotiomycetes; Helotiales; Sclerotiniaceae.
AUGGAUCCCUCAUUGAAUCCAUCACCGCCAAAGCUACAGAUCGCACAUGUUCUCGCUGAUCUUAAUAUCCUCAAGCAAGCACCACCGAGAGCUACCCUCUCCUUUUUACGCAGCCUCUCCACCGUAUCGGCCACUAUAGACGAAAGAAAAACGUCAAUUCAUUCACAACCAGCGUCGAAAUUUGAUCGCCUCGGUCGGCGUAUACCCACACCACCUUCUGUUGUCCAGUCACCGUCUCCUCCGCUCAGGAAACACUCGUCAAUGGAUUCAAUUGAUCUCCCAGAAACCGAGGAAUCCAUCCGAGAGACUCGAGAGCGUCGUCUUGAAAGAAGGAGAAGUAGUGGCAGAGACGAAGAAUUUAUGCGCGCAAAGACAUUACUAGCAUAUUAUAACAAUCGACACAAGCUCCAAGAAAAGGGUCAAAGGGGAAUGAAAAUGUCACAGGAAAGGGUCGAUAAAGCGUUGCAUGAACACGCGGAAAAGAGACAGCAGGUGAGAAAAAGAGGUUCUCUUGAAAAGCUUGGAGUGCCAGAUGCGAAUAGUUAUUUUUCGUUCAAGAGUUAG